AAAAAGUAAAAAGUAACAUGGCCGUUGCAACGGCGUCAUAAAUACUUUUCUGACAUUGUUUAUAUUUGUUCAACGAAAUCAAGCUAAAUUUAAUCAUAAAAUUGUUAUCUUGUGCUUGUUCCGAGUAUAAUGUAAUCGCAGUAUUAACAUUCUUGGCUUACCACGUUUGAUGAUGUAUUGAAAUUGCCACACGAUAGAAUGUCAAACAACACUGUCGGCUCGUCGGGGCCUGCUCCCGGCAAAAUACGUGGUCCUGGAAGGCCACCAAAGCGUACGUGUACAUGGUGUGCAGAAAGCAAAACCCCACUGAAAUAUGUUCUGCCCACUGAAAACGGCAAAAAAGAAUUUUGCUCUGAAACUUGCCUGUCUGAAUUUAGACAAGCGUACAGCAAAGGCGCCUGUCUUCAUUGCGACAAUGUUAUUCGCGGUAAUGCUCCUUCAAGCAGCAAGAAUUUUUGUUCUACAUAUUGUUUGAAUAAAUAUCAAAAGAAAAAUGAAAAAAGGACGACCUCACCUCAAUCAGGUAACGGCGCAAAUGGGUCCGAAAAUCAUGCCAAUAAUAAUUCUACGGGAUCAUUUUACGACAUUUAUCUAGAUUUUGAUUGGAAUGAAUAUAUGAAAGAAACUAAUAGUGUUGCAGCACCUCAGGAAUGUUUUAAACAGGCAGCAAUUCCUCCAGUGAAUGAUUUUAAAGUAAAUAUGAAGCUGGAGGCACUGGACCCACGUAACCUGACUUCUACAUGUAUUGCGACUGUGGUUGGAGUGCUAGGUCCACGUUUGCGACUGAGGCUCGAUGGUAGUGAUAAUAAAAAUGACUUUUGGAGAUUGGUUGACGCAGGAGAUAUUCAUCCAAUUGGACACUGUGAAAAAAAUGAUGGAAUGCUGCAGCCUCCCCUUGGUUUUCGAAUGAAUGCAAGUAGCUGGCCGAUGUUUUUGCUGAAGACAUUGAAUGGUGCUGAAAUGGCCCCUGCAAAAGUGUUUCAACCAGAGCCCCCUACUCCUAAAACAAAUAUGUUUGUAGUCGGUCAGAAGUUGGAAGCAGUAGACAAAAAGAAUCCACAGUUAAUAUGUUGUGCUACUGUUGGGGCUGUUAGAAAUGACCAGAUCCAUGUGACUUUUGAUGGUUGGAGAGGUGCAUUUGAUUACUGGUGCAAGUACGACUCCAGGGACAUAUUCCCAGUCGGCUGGUGUGCAAGAGCUGGGCACCUCUUGCAAGCUCCUGGCCAGAAGAGUGCAACUGCACCAUCUAGAUUUAAGCUACGACCUAGUGGUAUUCCGAACCCAGCAUUGCCUGAAGGUGGGUCUACUGGAGCUAGUAAUUCGAGUAGCCCUGGGACGUCGUCUUUGGCAACAGUGGUGCGUUUACGCAUUCGUAGUAGCUGCUCUGGCGGAAGCAGUUUAUUACCGACUGCAGUAUCCGGAACAGGGCCCUCUGGGGCAGCAGAGGCACUUGUGAAAGAACUACUGAGUGUCCAUCCAGACCCACAAAGAUUGACCCGAGCAAUACUCACAGCUUCCAGUAGCUAUUCUAAUAUAAAUAAUGUGCAGGUCACCACUGGUUCAAAAAAUUAUUCAGUUAAAGUGCCAUCAGAGUUAACAAUGGACGAAUUAAAGAAUUGGUUAAAGGCUGUAUGUGCAGGCGUCGGGUGCUGUGUGGGCAUGAUAGAGCUGGACACUGGAGAUGCCGCUGGUCGGCCAUGUGCGCUCUGUGGGGAGUCCACUUCAAAUAAUGUCACUUCUGCUCUAAAAAGACCUCAAAGUGAGGAAAAGGAGGAGGGUGUGAACGGCACGAGUUCGGGCGCGGGUGGCAAGCUAGCGCGCGUGUCGCCGGAGCGGCCCGAGGUGGCGUCGUCCACCACGGGCGCGCCGCCGCCGCCCGCGCCCGGCGCGCCGCCCGCCGACUGGUCCGUGGAAGACGUCAUCGGGUUCAUCGCCGCCGCCGACCAGGCGCUGGCAGCACACGCCGACCUCUUUAGAAAACAUGAAAUCGACGGGAAGGCGCUCAUGCUGCUGAACUCAGACAUGAUGAUGAAAUACAUGGGCUUGAAACUAGGCCCAGCUCUAAAAAUUUGUAAUUUAGUUUCGAAAAUUAAAAAUCGUCGACAUUAUAGCACUUAAGUAGUUAUACAAUAAUUCAAACACUCUUAGAGUCAGAAACUAUAAGUUUCAUAUUUUUAAGGUAAGUGUAUUUUAUUGCAUUUUAAUGAUAAAUUAAUUAUUUCCGUUUUUUCAGAAUCUAAAUGUUGAUCUGAAGUGGUUUUCAUAAGAAUAUUAUUACAUUCAAUCAAUAUAAUAGUAGUAGUCUUACGUGUUUUGUCUAAUUGCACCUUCAAUACAUUAGCAAAAUUUGUGAGUUAUUCCAUUUGCUCAACUCUGAUCAUAUAUUUAAACUGUAUGGAUCUCCUGUUUUCACUGUUAUUUUACCUUGAUUAAUAUUAGUAACUAAGCGUAUCCUUACUCUGGACUUGCUUAUUAUUAAUGAUUCGUUAUUUCUGUAAAUUAUAUAAACGUCGAAAUAAUCAUGUAGUGAUGUAAAUAAGUGUAUAAUGAGUUAAAUUGCAUUUAAUGUAGUAAGUGCUCAUCUUAAAGCCUUGAUCACACGUACCGAGCAAACGGGCGAGACAGUGCUCUCGGCCGAGUACUCUGUGUGUAUAAACAUUACGCCGAGUGCUCGGCCGAGCGCUCGAGUAUGUGACUCGCUCACCCAACUGUCUCGACCGAGUAAACAUUUUACUGUCUCUCCCGUUUACUCGGUAUGUGUGAUCAAGGCUUAAGCCUUGUUCGCACUAGUCGAGUAAUUUAGGCGAGUUGUGAGUAAUUUAGUUGCUAAUCGUAUCCGAACACCAAAAAUUUAGUCGAGUAGGUUACUAAAUCGUAUAGUCGAGCCAAUCCAUUUUGUUCUAUUUUGACAGGCGAGCAGCGCCCCCACCACGCGUUGUUGCUCACUCGCUCAUGGACUAAACGAGUCCCAAACUGGGCGGUUUAGUCGACUUCAUAUAAAAAUCAAUUAUUUGUAAACUUUACUCGACCAGUCACUCGACCAACUGUACCGACUGAACGGUUUUUUGGUCAGUGGCGAGUAGUUAAGUUACUAGAGGCGAGUUAUGCCCGUUUUCACCAUUAUUCCCUAAUUUUUAAGUGACCCCUAUGAAAACAAAAUUCCUGUCAUUUGUUUAUAGGGGUCACUUCAAAAUUCGGGAUUGAUGGUGAAAACGGGCAUAACUACUAAAUUACUCGACUAGUGCGAACAAGGCUUUAUUGACAGUAAACUCUUAAAAUAUUGUUAAUCUUAUCGGCUGUACUCUAAUAUACCUACAUACAAAUUUAUAAAUUGUAUAUAAUAUUAUUCAGGGUCCUAUUGUAUAGUUAACUUUCUCCUACUGAUUCUUUAACUGCUCAAAUGCAAGAAAUUUUACUAUGGCACAACAUUGAAAUCAGAAUUGGUAUGGAGGGGAAGAUUUUGAAAUUUGGAUAAGUUUUAUAGUAAAAGUUGUUGUAUUUGAAUAGUGACAUAACCUCUUGUAAGGAAGUUAACUAACAAAAUAGGAGCCCUUAUGAUUGGCUAGUCGUGCGUCUGUUGUGGCCUGAGUGGUGUCAGUACUUGAAACAUUACAGACUUCCAACAUACUGUACAGAAUACAUAAUUAUAUUCUAUCGUAGACUAGGUUUAGUGCCUUUCAAUAAUUUAGGUGUACUUAAAAGAACUUGGACGUCAUCACAGAAUAAAAAUAAAAAUAUGUGAAUGACAUUGAUUAUGCUACUCUAGUUGUAAUUUCAUGCAUAUUCAGAUUUAGGUAUAGGGCAUAAUAUAAAAGUUAAACAACCGUUUGUUUAAAUUGUCAUGACAUGUAGUGUGAAAAUGACAUUUUAAACAAAUGUUCAACGUGUGUUUAACUUUUUUGCAAUAAGGCCCAUAAUGUUGAAGAAUUAAACAGUCCAUUACUCUGACUGCCGACGCGUCCCGAGCGUGUCCAAUGUUCCUUCCGAGAGGCCUACGCCUGCGCCGCGUGUGAAUGAUUCAUUUUACAUGUAUUUUUUAUUUAAAGCUGUGUCCUAUUUAAUUUUAUUUUGCCAUUUGAAGCGUUAUAAUGUUAAAACAUUUCGUCAUGUGAUAUUUCAAUGUUAUUGUUAUCGUGAUAAAUAAUGGAUAAAUAUGUAAUGAAUAAUAAUUAAAUAUUAUGUUGGAUUAUUAAUCUUGAUGUGUAUUUUAAGUUUUCUCAUGACAUAGUGUAGGUACGGAGGUUAUACAUAAUUGCCUAUUUCGUUUGUGUAAAUAUUGAUAAUGACGUUUAAGUUUGCGUUAGUUAUUACAUUGAUACAUUUCUUUUGUAACGAAAAUAAAAAUUGCGAAAAGAAGGCAAAAAAUUAUGCAAAAUAGAGGAUUCGAUUUAUUUAAAUAUUUUUUAUUUUCAAGCAAGCUUUUGGCAGAUUGCCUAGGUAUUUUAUUCUGUAAGGCGCCUUAUUUGGCUUUUCGGAAUACUAGUAAGUAAU
Molecule: messenger RNA, 4491 nt
Organism: Ostrinia nubilalis (European corn borer)
Lineage: Eukaryota; Metazoa; Arthropoda; Insecta; Lepidoptera; Crambidae
Gene: Scm
Product: polycomb protein Scm
Exons: 5
Coding region: 199-2118 (639 amino acids)
Biological process (GO): negative regulation of DNA-templated transcription
Cellular component (GO): nucleus
Molecular function (GO): chromatin binding; histone binding; zinc ion binding
Source: RefSeq, a predicted model, not a curated record